Molecule: messenger RNA, 2508 nt
Organism: Eriocheir sinensis (Chinese mitten crab)
Lineage: Eukaryota; Metazoa; Arthropoda; Malacostraca; Decapoda; Varunidae
Exons: 2
Coding region: 341-1369 (342 amino acids)
Source: RefSeq, a predicted model, not a curated record
CUACUUUCUCUCCCAUGUAAUGUUGGAGAAACUUCUCUCCCCUACCCCUACCACACCCACCCCCUUCCACACACGCCGAGGAAACACCACUGCCCCACUGCACUCUAAACCGCUGUGACCGCCGCCGCCUCGUGCACACAGGGCAUAGGGACGGCAGAGGCAGUACCAUUAUUCAGAGCGACAGCGGCUACCAGACUAAUCCACAUCGCUGGGUACAUGACGGGCUUUGUGGAGCAGACGCGGCCUAACCAAGGGAGCAUUACAAGCAUCUGGUGUCCACGGGAGUCACCCCUAAACGUUAAGGCCGCUUCAGACGUGUGUGCCGGAGGUCAAGGUCAGGAUGGGAGUGGUGAGUGUCGUGUCCUGCGUGGCGGUGCUGUGGGUGCUGCUGGGCGUGGGCGGAGCGAUGCCGAGCCGCGGGGAAAAAGAAGGCGAGUUACAGCGGAGUUCUGAGGAUGACGCGGACGACUUGCAGCUCUUCCCCGCCGGCCAGCGAAACACAGAGUCUCUCCUGCCGUGGCCGCUGUUUGAAGGGUCACCGCCCGCUGCCGUCAUCACCCGCCCCCUCACUGGCCUGCCCUGGUCCUCUGCCCUCCCCGCCACCCCCGCCAUGGCCCUGGAUGAGCUGCACAGCCUCCCGGCGCCCGGCUAUGGACUCCUCCAUUAUCUUGUCCCGGACAGUUUGCCUCCAAGCGGCUCCUUCACUAGCGCGCCACUUGUUCUCCGUCCUCCACCGCCUCCAGCAGCAGUCACCAAGGGAUCUGGCUCGUCUAAGGAGGAAUUAGAUGUACGUCCCGUUCAGCCACCAUUGCCAUUCAUCAGGAAUUUGAAGAAUACUGAAAAAAUUUACAACUUAAACGAAGAAGACAGUGAUAAGAAAACUGAGUUGAAGAAUGAAGUUGUCUCUUCUCAAAGAGAGUCAGAGUCAAGUGUCGUUCCAUCGGUUGCCUUGCAGGGCAGCUCAUGGGGCCCGUUGGCAUACGAUUUUCCAGUGGCUGUCCAAAGCUAUGGUCCCACGAGCCACUUCUUCAUGCAUGAGCUGAUGGAUCCCAAGCACCAGCCUACUCAAGAAAUAGACGAAGGCAAACUUAAAUACUAUUCCUUCCAAACCACGGCGCCCAUCGUCUUUCCGUCGGCUGCCACCACCGCCUCAGCACCCAUCGUCUUCCCCGGUGAUGGCGGCUUCCCCGCCGCCUCGACCCCCGCCGGCAGUCAGAACCUGACCGUCACAACCCCUGGCCCUCCAGACGCCGGGCACACAGACGUGAAAGUGAUCAUCACCCCGCCGUGUCACAGGCGGUGCGAUGUGCCAAGUGGUAACGUGUGUGUCACAGAUUUCGGGUGCCUCGGCCAAUUCCCGGUGAAAUGAAUUUAAGCUGCCUACCAAGAAAACCAAGAGGGAGGGAGGGAGGGAGAAGUGAAUUAUGCUUAGUCAUUGCUCCUCCUUAUAAUCAUAAAGAUUAAGUUUAACCUGUUUUAUAAUAGGUAUGCAACAACAUGGAGUGACCCAGCCGUGGAUGAACACACCGACAAGUUGGAGCAUUGCUAAGGGGAGCAAAGUAAUUUUUUUUUUUUUUUUUUUUUUAAUGCCGCAGCGACACAAAGGUCUACACGAUGUUGUACAUUGCUCGCUGUUGUCGCGGCCGUUUUUCUGAGCUUGGUGAAUGCACGACUUCUAGGAAACUCAUGCUUGCCAUUAAUUAUCUUUUUGGAGCGUGUUAUUGUCAUGUCAUCGCGAAAGAGUCGACCAGUAUCAAAGCUCUUUCAAAGCUUAUAAUUAUUACAAUCGACCUUAUCACGUCAACCGCACCAAGGCGACGGGUGAAAGUGCCGUCACUCGUUAUUACUUCGUGGACGCCGACAAAAACUCAUUUCCCUUUGCUGACUCAACUAUUUACUUUUCUUUGCCGUUUUCUUCAUUUUUGCCGGCUCACUUUUUUUUAAUUCAGUGUCUCUCUCUCUCUCUCUCUCUCUCUCUCUCUCUCUCUCUCUCUCUCUCUCUCUCUCUCUCUCUCUCUCUCUCUCUCUCUCUCUCUCUCUCUCUCUCAUUUGAUUCUCGUACACACACACACACACACACACACACACACACCACACACACACACACACAGACACACAAAGACACUCAUACACACACAAAAAAAAAGAAAAACGUUCAAAUUGCUUUUUAAAUUGUUGUUGUUGUUGUUGUUGUUGUUGUUGUUACUAUACUGUACGAUGUUAUUAUUUUAUUGCUGUUAUUGCUAUUAUUACUGUUAAGUUAUUUUAUUGUAUUUAUUAGUAUUAUAAUUACUGUUAUUAUUAUCAUUACCGUGACAAUUUAUAUUUAUGCUUAAACAAGGCUUCCUAUUUAUGCAUUUGUCAUGUAUUAGGUAUGCAUAGGUAUAUUUAUUUAUCUACCUAUUUAUUUAAUAUUUCACUGAUCUGUGGUCAAAUGUACUACAUAUUAAAGAAUUUAUGAAUACUUCUUUCGUAAGGAAUAAAUGUUGGCUGUGGCUUAACGCCUUA